GAAGAGGACAGAGCUCCAACGUUACCGAGAACAGUGACUGGAGUUUUCUUCUUUUCUGGUGCCAGUCCAUAUUCGGUCUGAAGCUCCUCUUGCUGAAUUCGUGCCUGGUGUAAGAUCUUCCGCGACAGACGCUCGUCUACGUACUUGUCUUCGUUUUCUGCCCGACUGUCUCUGCUCUUCACCCGGCCUCGGGCUCGCACCGUGUCCGCCUGCAUGAUCUGGUCAGCCAGCGCCACCGCUGCUCCGCUCGUCUCUCCUCCUCCUCCUCCGCCUUUGGAUCGCUUCACUUUCGGCAUCGCUGUAGUUUGACAGAAGUUGUUACGAUAUUGGCGCGUCUGUUGUUGGCGUGUGCUACCUAAAGUCUAGAAUUAACAAGUACUGUAAACAGUCACUUGUUCAACACGUGCGGAUGUCCAUUACAUGGGGGAAGUGACGUCAUUUACGUCACGUAGCAUCGAAACGUCUUUAACUAACCCUUAACCUAGCAAGAAUGCGGUCAUCUUAGCUGUUUUUGUUGGCACCACUGUUUAUUGUCGACGUUAUAUGACUAUCCAGCCGAAUGAAUUGUCAGGAAUGCUUCUUGGCUGUAAAAUCUUAAAUACUCUUAUUUAACUUUACCGGAUGGAUAACUUUUCACCCGGAAGUAUUCAACCGAAAGCCGAGAAAACAUUUGGAGGCAAAACAUCAAUGGGGGUCACUUGUGUGUGCCAGGUGCCUGUGUCAGAGGGGAAGAGUGUGCAGCAGACAGUGGAUACCAUGCACAAGAAACUGGAGCAGCUGGGUGCUGUGAAGCAGGGCAGCUUCUGGGUAGACUGCGAGACAUACCAUCCAACAGGAAAUGUCAGCGGUCAGCCCUCCAAGCUCUUAUACGUGAUGCACAAUUCUGAAACUCCCCUGAGCUGCAUUGCUCUGUUUGAAGGCGGGCCGUGCCUGGUAGCUGACACAAACUUUGACGUUCUCAUGGUGAAACUAAAAAGUCACUUCCAGAAUGCCAAGGCGCACAAGGUGGAGUGCCGUGGUUCUAGAUACCGCUACUGUGACUUCUUAAUAAAAGUUGGUACUGUGACAAUGAGCUCCAGUGCCAGAGGGAUAUCAGUAGAGGUGGAGUACUGCCCUUGUGUGGUUCCAGGGGACUGCUGGAAUCUCACAAAGGAAUUCAUGCAGUCCUUUCUUGGCCCCAGCGUCCCCGAACUGCCGUCUGUCUUUGCUGCCAAGCCUGAAGGACUCUUUGCACCAUCAGACUGCGUUGACACGAUGACUCAAUACUUGGAGUUGUUCAACAAACUUCGUAAAAUGCAAAUGCCAGGAAGUAACGUGCGUUGAGUUGUCAACGGCAAUGGAGAGACAUUUUCUUUGUUUGUAUUGAUGUUGCUUUAAUUCUGGUCCAGUGGAUCAACAUGUUAUCCAGGACUUUGUCAGAGCCUGGGGUUUUAUAUUUCCAUUUCUGAAGCCUCAACAUUGCAUUACACCUGUUUGAUGAAAGCAUCUUUUAUUAAAGAUACUUACUGAAAGGCUAGAGUAGCUAGGACCUGUGUUUCUGACUAAUUACUUCUAAUUUUCUAUUGCUGGGGUUGUAACUUUCUCUAGAGACUUUUUUUCUUUUUUUGCUGAAAGUAAAAUGACACAUAAUUGAUUGUUUUUCUAUUGGUUUAUCUUAUUAGAUUUCCUGUAAUGGGCUAUUACUUUUCUAUUUGGUUAUCUUAUUAGAUUUCUUGCAAUGGGUGAUGGCUAUAUGCUUAUGUUUAGUAAGUUAAUAAUGUUUUAAACAGGAAAAACCUUAUUGAAGUAUGAACAAGGACAUCUGCAUAUGUUCAGAGAACUGCAGAUCUCAGUUCAAUGAUGUAUAUUCAAUAGACAUUUUUUUGUGGUAGAGAUUUUGACUUGGAGAUAUAAAAUACAGGUAACAUGAAUUAA
Perca flavescens (yellow perch) is the source of this 1914-nucleotide messenger RNA. RefSeq names its product mediator complex subunit 20 (gene med20). Gene Ontology annotation, molecular function: transcription coactivator activity. The record is from RefSeq and is a predicted model, not a curated record. NCBI's taxonomy places the organism in Eukaryota, Metazoa, Chordata, Actinopteri, Perciformes, Percidae. Gene Ontology annotation, biological process: regulation of transcription by RNA polymerase II. The transcript is spliced from 4 exons. Gene Ontology annotation, cellular component: mediator complex. Bases 622 to 1323 code for a protein of 233 amino acids.